GCCUCCUCCCUGCUUGUCUCGCUCGCAUCGUUUCUCGGAGCGCGGCACUCUGGUGGAGCGAAGCCUGAGCGCACUAUGGCCGCCUUGUAGAAGCACUCUGCGCACGGCUGCCACUCUACUCUUUGCCUGGGACGCAGCCAUCGGGCCGGCGCGGCGGGUGUGGGUGAGCGGCCUGCCUGCCUCUCUGGUGACGACGCCAAUGAUCGACGACGCUGGGCCGCAGACGCGCCGGCCGUGCAUGCCUUGCCCAUCGGCGAGCACCGCAGCAACGAACUUCGUCCAUCCAUCUCCUCACGCUUGUCCACACUCCUCUUCUCAUACACCUCGCUUGCCGCACGGUGCGACGGCCUCUCCGCUCUGUCACUGCAGACACCUCUGCUCCGGCGGCUUGCUGCGCACGGUGCAGAGAUUCAGCAGCCCACCCGCAUCGCGCUUGCGCACACACACGCAAGCUCCGCUGUCGCUCUCCCGCGGAGCACGUUCAGCUCUCUCUGCUCGGUUGGGCCACCCCAGAAGCUGCUCUCCGUCGGUGCUACUCCGAGCUGCUUCGGGCAGCACAGCUGCAGGCGCUGUGGCAGCGCAUGUGCUUGGCCAUGCUCGGGCCGCAGCAGCGUGGCUACGGCCAUGCCCGCUGCCGGUGCGGACGUCGAGUGCCGAGUGGGACGCUCAGGCGUCUCCCGCGUGGGCAUGGCGCGGCGAAGGAGCACUGUGCGACGGCGCGACGGUGAGCAUGCAGUGUGUCAGCCAGGCUGCGAGACCGCUUCUGUCGGCGCCGCCGCUCCUUGUAUGUGCAUGCGCUCGAUGGGCAGCCGGCGCGAGGCUGCAGCACGAGAGCAUCUACCGCCAUCGCGAAACGGAGGGCAUGCAUGCCGCACGCGAGCACGGGCAGCGAGCAUGCAUGCUGCAGCGCCACGAGCAAGAGCAUCGAGCGCGGGACUGGGUCGCCAGUGGCUGCGCCUCGGUCAGGAUGCAGCGGUGCCCGGCGCUGCAGCAGUGACGAGGCAAUGCUGAUGUGUGUACUCUGCUCUGCCGCCAUCGUGUGAAUGUGCUGUGUCCUGCGCCCUGUGGGUGCCUCGAAGACCA
Messenger RNA from Tilletiopsis washingtonensis, 1083 nucleotides. RefSeq lists its product as hypothetical. Lineage: Eukaryota; Fungi; Basidiomycota; Exobasidiomycetes; Entylomatales. Bases 200 to 997 code for a protein of 265 amino acids. The transcript has a single exon. The record is from RefSeq and is a predicted model, not a curated record.